AGAAGGAGGAAGUAAAGAAGGAAGGAUAACAAAGGAUGCAACAAAGGAAGGAAAAUGAGCUUCACUCUCUGCUGACUCCUCAAGUACACACACACUCACACACACACUCACACACACACACACACUCACACACACACGCACAGCGGAGUGCUGCGAUGCAGGAGUGGUGUGUUGGAGGGUGAGAGCAGCGAGUGAGCAAAGGCUGCCUGAGUGUGUGUGUGUGUGUGUGUGUGUGAGAGAGAGAGAGGGAGAGAGAGCGAGCUGCCAGCCCUGUGAUUGGCUGAGCCCGGCAAGAUGCACCAACAGCUGAAAGAAGUGGACGGGGAAGAGGAGGAGGAGGAGGAGGAGGCUGCAGAUAGAGAGAAGAGAGAAUACAAAGAGCGUGUGAGUGAGUUAGUGCGUGUUACAUGCCUGCUAAUGUGUGUGUGAGAGAGAGACAUCCAGAGGUGUGUGUGUGUGUGUGAGUGUGUGCAGCAGCGAGGAGGAGGAGGAAACCUGAUCUCACUCUCUCUCUCUCUGUCGGUGUGGAAUACCGCUCUCCGUCAGCUCUCGUCCUCAUCCUCCUCACUGUUAGCCUCACAUAGCUUAGCCCCCGGCCCGGUCUGGUCCGGCCCGGCUCGGACCCGGUGAGCUGAUGGAGCGCUUCCUCGCCCUGCUGCGCCUGCUGGGCAGGAGGAGGCGAGGGAGGAGGUACCGGGCGGACGACGACUACCAGGAAGGAUACGAGGACGUUUACUACUACACCAGCAAGUACAACACACACCUACUGAAUGAGGGGCCGUACACCAAACACUCUGCCGGCUCGAGACCUCCAGACGGGGCGCUGGCCAUCAGGAGACAGAGUAUACCAGACGAGUUCCGCGGCAGCUCGGUGGUGGAGCUGAUGAAGAAGGAGGGGACGACGCUCGGGCUGACGGUGUCGGGCGGCAUCGACAAAGACGGGAAACCCCGGGUUUCAAACCUGCGGCAGGGUGGCAUCGCCGCCAGGAGCGACCAGCUGAGCGUGGGCGACUACAUCCGCGCCGUGAACGGCAUCAACCUCGCCAAGUUCAGACACGACGAGAUCAUCAGUCUGCUGAAGAACGUGGGCGAGCGCGUCGUCCUGGAGGUGGAGUACGAACUGCCGCCCGUCUCGGUGCAGGGGUCAGGGGUCAUGUUUAAGAACGUGGAGGUCACGCUUCACAAAGAAGGAAACAGUUUCGGCUUCGUCAUCAGAGGUGGGGCUCAUGAAGACCGGAACAAGUCUCGCCCCAUCGUCAUAACAACCAUCAGGCAAGGUGGACCGGCUGACAGAGAAGGAACCGUCAAACCAGGCGACCGGUUGCUAAGCAUCGACGGGAUCCGUCUCCACGGCAGCACGCUGUCGGAGGCCAUGAGCAUCCUGAAGCAGUGCGGACAGGAAGCGACGCUGCUGCUGGAGUACGACGUCUCGGUGAUGGACUCGGUUGCCACGGCGUCGGGGCCGCUGCUGGUGGAGGUCGCCAAGGUGACGGGCUCCAGCCUGGGCGUGGCUCUGUCCACCUCCAUGUUCUGCAGCAAGCAGGUCAUUGUCAUCGACAAGGUCAAACCGGCCAGCAUCGCAGACAGGUGUGGCGCUCUCCACGCAGGAGAUCACAUCUUGUCCGUCGAUGGAAAGUCGAUGGAGUUUUGUUCUCUGGCCGAAGCCACUCAGCUGCUCUCUGCCUCCUGUCAGACCGUCCGCAUGGAGAUCCUGCCUCAGCACCAGGCCCGACCGGCCCUGAACGCACCACAGCACGUCAAGGUGCAGCGUAGUCCCCGCCCCCUCCCCUGGGAGACCGGAAGCUCCGCCCCUGUCCUCCCUCCCUACCACUACAACACGUACCACCCCGACCAAUCAGCUGCCAGGUCGCACAACCGCCAUACAAACAACCCUCCGCUCAGCCACUCGUUCUCUCCCGGCUCCAUGUCAGCCUACAGUCUCUCGUCCCUCAACAUGAGCACAAUGCCCCGGAACAUGUAUCCCACAAGUCCGCGGGGCACGUUGAUGAGGAGGAAAGGCAAGAAGAAGGACUUCAAGAGCUCACUGUCUCUCGCGUCGAGCACCGUCGGCCUCGCUGGGCAGGUCGUCCACACGGAGACCACGGAGGUGGCGUUGCUCGGCGACGGCGUCAUGGGGUUCGGCCUGCAGCUGCAGGGCGGCGUGUUCGCCACGGAGACGCUGUCCUCGCCGCCGCUCAUCGCCUAUAUCGACCCCGACAGCCCUGCAGAAAGGUGCGGCAUCCUGCAGAUCGGCGACAGGAUCUUGUCCAUAAAUGGAGUUCCUACCGAAGACUCCACCCUGGAGGAAACCAAUCAGCUGCUCAGAGACUCGUCCAUCACGGCUCAGCUCACACUGGAGAUCGAGUUUGACGUCGCCGAGUCGGUCAUCCCGAGCUCCGGAACGUUCCACGUGAAGCUGCCGAAGAAACCGGGGGUGGAGCUGGGAAUCACCAUCAGCUCUCCGUCCAACAGGAAACCAAGUGAUCCACUGAUCAUCUCUGACAUUAAGAAAGGCAGCGUCGCACACAGGACGGGGACGUUGGAGCUCGGCGACAAGCUGCUCGCCAUCGACAACGUCCGGGUGGAGAACUGCUCGAUGGAGGAGGCGGUUCAGAUCCUGCAGCAGUGUGAAGAGCUCGUCAAGCUGAAGAUCCGCAAGGACGAAGACAACUCAGAUGAGCAGGAAGUGUCCGGCACCAUCAUCUACACGGUGGAGCUGCAGCGGUACGGAGGUCCACUGGGCAUCACCAUCUCCGGCACCGAGGAGCCGUUCGACCCCAUCAUCAUCUCCUCGCUGACCAAGGGCGGGCUCGCCGAGAGGACGGGUGCGAUCCACGUGGGCGAUCGAAUCCUGGCGAUCAACAGCAGCAGCCUGAAGGGGAAACCUCUGAGUGAGGCCAUCAGUCUGCUGCAGCAGGCGGGAGAGACGGUCACACUGAAGAUCAAGAAGCAGGGCGAGCUGUCGAGUCCAAAGUCCUGCGUGAUUGGUCCAGGUCUGAGCUCGGGGGUGGGGCUCGGCCCGGAGGACCAGGACGGGGAGGAGGAGCCCAUCGUCAUGGUGGCGCCUCCGUCGAGAGCGUUCAGCACUCUGCCGUCAGUCGACAGCGCCGUGGAGUCGUGGGACGGGUCCAACAUGGACGGCAGCUUCACCACGCCGGCUCCUCCAUUCCAGACGUCUCCGUACAGUUUCCACGAGUGGCGCAACGCCAAGACGGCCAACAGCCAAUCAUCGUCCUCCGCUCGCCAGCGAGCCAAUCCGCUUUCAGACCUGGGCCUGAGUGACGACGACUGGGACCGCCCACCGCUCGGAGGAGCCUGUCACCUGCCCAGCGGUUUAAUCACUGACAGCAGGUUCUCCGUGGGGCAUGAUGGGACGGAACCAGACCAGGAGGAGAACUUCUGGUCUCAGGCUCUGGAGGAUCUGGAGACGUGCGGUCAGAGCGGCAUCCUGCGCGAGCUGGAGGAGACUGACAAGGAGACGCAGCUCCUCACUCUGGCAACCAUCAUGUCGGGCUCCACCCUCAGUCUGAACCAUGACCCCACCCCCCUGCGCAGCACCCUGGGACGCCAGGCCAGUUUCCAGGAACGCAGCAGCUCCCGACCACAGGUGACACCUCGAUCCAACACCUUGCCCUCUGACCCCCAACGCCGAGCCUUCGCCAUGAGGAAGAUGAGGCAGGAAGUCAAUGAGAUCCUAAACCAGAACCCUGUGGAACUCCAUAAGUUGAAUCUUGAAAAGACCUCGGACCUGGAAGAUUUUGGUUUUAGUGUUUCCGAUGGUUUGUUGGACCGUGGCGUCUACGUCAACAAUAUCCGACUAGGAGGCCCGGCGGAGCGGGGUGGCCUCCGAGCCUACGACCGAAUACUACAGAUUAACCACGUGCGGACACGGGACUUCGACUGCUGCCUGGUCGUUCCCCUGAUUGCAGAGUCUCCAAAUCGUCUGGAUCUCGUCAUCAGUCGAAACCCCACCUCCUCCUCCCUGCUGGCCAAUCACACUGAUGGCAUCGCCAAAAGCGGCCACUCACCUCAGCCAAUUGGCAGCGAGCUGGGCCCGCCCGAGUUUUCUAUUGGCCAAUUAGAUGAUUGUGGUCCAAUCAAAUGGAGCCAACCUGGAGACAUGCUGGGGUUUGGGGUGGGGCAGGUGAAUAAUAGCUCCUUAUAGCGGACGAACCUGCAUCUAACUGGAUUAAACUGGUUGUAACCAGACUGGAACGGAGAGGUCAAUGAGGAAGGAACAAUACAACAAUGUUGAGUCAAACUGGUUUAGACCCAUCCAAACUGGUUCAGAGUGGACCCCCCAUGGUGCUACACACGCCCCCUGGAUGAACUUUGAUGUUAAACCACCAAGUUUGACCCUUGAACUGCUGAAAGAGCCUGAAAGCACACAGCUGGACCAGAAACAAUCCUAAAAUGUUCACCUUCUGCAAACUGGCACUACUAGUUUCACUGGAACCAGAACUAUGACUACUGAUCCUACUGGAACCACAACGAGCACUACUAGUCUUAUUGGUUUAAGAUUCAUGGGUACUGGUUCUUCUUGCCCGCAGCCAUGCCCCCUGGUUCUACUAAAGCCACAGACAAUGGUUUUACUGGUCUUAGAUCAAGGACAAGGACUACUGUCCCUUUCUUGACAGGAGCAACAGCCACUGGUCCUCCUGGUCAAAGACACUUGUGUUCUAGUCUUAGUGGUAACAGAACCAUGGCUAGUUGUCCUUCUAAAGCCAGAACCACAGCCAAGGGUCUUACUGGUCUAAGAUCAAUGGUUACUGGCUCUACAAGCCUAGAACAAGGGCUACUCGUCCCACUGAAACUAGAGCCACGGCCAAGUCUUACUGGUCCAAGACACAUGGGUUCUAGUCUUGGUGGUGAGAGAAUUGUGGCUCCUGGUUCAAUCGAACCUAGAGCCACAACCAGUGGUCUUAUCUUUUCCAAGACAUGGCUCUGGUUCUUGGUCUUGGGGUCACAGAACCAUAACUACUGGCCCUAACUGAAGCCAGAGCCAUAGCCAAUAGUCUUACUGGUCCAAGACAUGGUUCUAGCUCAUGGUAAGACCGCUGCUUCUACGAGUUCUGAACCAUGGGUCCAGGCCUGUGCGGUCUGGCCAAGAACCACAGCAGCACAAAGACUGAUGGGACUCCAGUCGAGAAUCCAGAACCUGCAGAUAGACUGGCACGAGGCCAAGGACACUAGAGAUGCUCCGAUCAGGGUGUUAUAUGGCUGAUGUCGUUGUGAGGUCAUCAUCCAAACUAGUUCUUUUCUAAAAACGUUUUACAGGAAGUUCCUGCAUGAGAAACCCUUUAAAACCCAUCACUUUCCAUCAGGUCAUUCAAUAAUGGAGGCCAAGUUGGUACAAAUUGUCGUCCUUGUAAAGGGAAAAAUAUUUGUACCUGGUCACACGACUUUCCAAUAACUGUUAGUUGUGGUUCGACAAACUGAAAAGCACUUUGGUUGAAACAUACACCUGGACUAUCAGCCACACUUAUUCUAUCCUGCAGAUCUUGAGUGGAAGCUGCGUGGCAAUGCAAAUUUAUGAAUCCCACCAGGGUUCAGGGGCAGAAGCACCGUGAUUGGCCCCACGCGUCGUAGUUUAGGUGGAAGAUGGUCGAGAUGGUAAAGUAUAAAUUAUUCAGGUGAGAGAGCUAGGUGGAGAUGGGGGAAGGUCAGGUAACGUUAAAAAUCUAGAAAAGUUGGAAUCCACAAAAACUUGCAGCUGCUCAUAUUUAGUUCUGACCUGAAGAUGUCAAAUUUCUUUUCACGGCAAAAAGGGAAGAACGCUCCAAAGGCUUUAUCCAACCAAAAUGUCCAGCAGAGAUGGAAAAUACCUGGACAAACAAAGAUGGUGGUCAUGGGGUUUGUGUCGCAUGGGGUCGAGUGUCACAAAAUGUUCAAAACAAUAACCAGAGGUAGAGUUGAAGAGCAGGCGGGAAAAAGCAUCGCUGGUUUUUAAUUUGGUGAAUUUCACAAUCGGAAAACAAAUCUAGUAAUUUCCAAUAAUUAUCAGCUGGUACUGAUCGGAGCAUCCCUGAUGGAGACGGAGGAGUUUACUUUUGAGGUUUUAGUUCUGUGCCAUGAACGAGCUGGGGACUAGAAAAGUAAUAAUCAUGUUGAUGAUGAUGAUGAUGAUGAUGAUGACACUGAGCAGUUCAAUAAGAAUCUUUUUCUACUGUUUACACCUGUUGGACUGGCCACACUGUGUGUAUGUAUGUGUGUGUGUGUGUGUGUUAUGUGUGUGCGUUAAACACAAGGCCAGUUAAGCCCCUCCAACCUCAACUUCUAGUCUUGGCUGUGCCCCCACCCCCCUUCCUUCUACCCUCGACCAAUAUACAGCCAGGAUGAGAGACAAGAAGGCAAAUUCUGAUUCAGCUGAUUGGCUGGAACCAAUCAGAAAAAAACAAACGCUUCCCUGCCUGUGAUUGGUUCUCCUUGACAUGCAAAAAGGAACCAAUCAGCUCACAGGGAGAAGCCAAGCAUGACCCCCCCCCCACCCCAAGUAACAGUGAUCUAUUAUGCUAAUCAAUUUGUGUGUUUUUUGAUUGACUUGUCAGUUUUCUCUGUUUGUUUGUUUGUUUCCAUGGCGACUGAGCCUGAAAAGAUGUAAAAUAGAUUUUAAAAAAAACAGUUGCGUCGCUGUUCACAUCGAAACCAUCGAACCCUGACGACCUUCACCUCAUUACCAAGAAAAAAGACCUGUGACAGUAAAUACCUGUGUCUGUGCGUGUGUGUGCGUGUGUGUGUGUGUGCGUUUACGUUGGAUUGAUGUCAACAUCUUCCUGCUCUCACCUCAGUAUGAACUCACUUUUUAAACUGGCCAAUCAGAACCUUUCCUUAGCACCAGUUGAGGCCAGUAGAAACCCUCCCCGACUUGAAUCGACCAAUAGCUGCUCUGGAACGGAUUCUUUUCAAUGUUGGAUAAGAGUGCUCUGAUUGGCUGUUACUGACUGGAUAGUUGCGUUUUGGCUGUUUCUGUGUAGCUAGCUGUGAUUGGCUGUCGGACUCCAUCCCAAACUUUGUGAACUAUGAUAUUUUCAUUCUGAAGCACAGUGCUAGCAUAUUGUUAGCACGUGGCUAACAGACACCAAGCACCUGAACAGAAUUAGCCUCACAUGUCUACCCUGGGGUUAACAGAAAUUCAGCGCAGGGCCAAUACUAGCUAAUGUUUACCACUGUACCACCUGGUAAAAAUUGUAAAUAUUCAGUUAGCACAUGCUAACACAGCUAAUAUAUGGUGAGCACAGUUAACACAAGGCUUACAUGGAACCAUAAUGUUAGCAUAUAACUAGUGUGGCCAGCACAUUGUUAAUGUAGGGCUAACAUCUGCUGAACAGGCUAUUAUGUGGUUAGCACACAGCUAACACCUGGCUAACAUAGCUGUGCCUGGCACAUAGCUAGCACAGUCCCAACAGUACAGACCUAACACCACAACUACAUGUUACACGGUUAGCGCAGACCUGGAACACAACUGAUGCGGGGCUACCUAGCUAGUUAUGAGUUAGCACACUGCUAACACAGGGCUGCCAACCACUUAACGCAGCUAGUAAAUGGAUAGCACAUGCUAAAACAUGGCUAACUCAUCUUAAAACAUAGCCAAGGGCACAUAGCUUAGCACAUGGCUAACACCUGUCCAACUCAGCCAGGUCUUAGCAUAGGGCUAACAACUGGCUAACAACUAGUCUUUAGUUAGGAGUCGACUCGCCGCCACCAUCUUAGGACAUUUACGCGAACACUGAGCUCAACAUCCAACCGGUUACCAUAGCAACAGUUGUGUACGGUUGCGAGGGGCAUGGCCUCAGGAGGGUCGUACAAGUGAGUUCUAAAGCCAUACACACUGUGUUAGUGUGCACAGUUUAACUGUGAGUGUGUGUGUGUGUGUGUUUGUGUGUGUGUUUGUGUGUAUGUGCGUGUAACUGCAGGGAUUUGCACUCUAGUGAUUCACCUCAGCAAGACAUCCACCCACACACACUCCCUAACACACACACUCACACACACACACACUCACACACAUACAUACACACACACACACACACACACACACAUACAUACAUGCAUUGCACUGCCAUUUUAAGAUAAUUGGUCAGAUUAGUUUCCAUGUAGCUUCACCAACCAACCAAACUAUUUUUCUUUAAAGGAACAGGGAUGUUGUAAAGUAUUUUUGUACAAAUUUAAUACUUUGGUAGCAUGACGUUCCUGUUGUUUGUCCCAUCGGGCUCCACUGCUCUUCUCCACCCCCCCUCCCCUUUGUAUGGACGACUACUGAGCAACAAUAAAGAUGAAGACCUGCUGGGA
This is a messenger RNA of Scophthalmus maximus (turbot), 8286 nucleotides long. It is a transcript of the gene grip1, whose product is annotated as glutamate receptor interacting protein 1. The record is from RefSeq and is a predicted model, not a curated record. Lineage: Eukaryota; Metazoa; Chordata; Actinopteri; Pleuronectiformes; Scophthalmidae. The coding region runs from base 635 to 4165 and encodes 1176 amino acids. Gene Ontology annotation, biological process: neurotransmitter receptor transport, endosome to postsynaptic membrane. The transcript has 27 exons. Gene Ontology annotation, molecular function: nuclear glucocorticoid receptor binding.